AUGGCUAUGGAGACUAUGGCUGUUGAAUUGCCUGAUCUAAAUACACUCGCGCCUCAACCACCGGCUGAGGAAACGGCUGAGGAAAAAUACGAGCGUCUUCUCCGUCGAGCACGUAGCGAGGAUCUGAGUGAAGUAUCUGGUAUAGGAUGCUUAUACCAAAGCGGCGUAGACAGACUCGGGAGACCGGUGGUAGUAUUCAUCGGCAAAUGGUUCCCCAUCACCGAAAUAGAUCUCGACAAGGCUUUAUUAUAUCUCAUCAAGUUACUGGAUCCUAUAGUUCGUGGUGAUUACGUCAUAGCAUACUUCCACACGCUGGCUUCGUCAAACAAUCAUCCACCCUUCUCAUGGCUGAAGGAGGUUUAUACCGUGCUGCCUUAUAAAUAUAAGAAGAAUUUGAAAGCCUUUUACAUAGUACAUCCUACGUUUUGGACAAAGAUGAUGACGUGGUGGUUCACAACAUUCAUGGCGCCUGCCAUCAAGGCAAAGGUCCACACACUGCCAGGCGUCGAGUAUUUAUACUCUGUGAUGGCUAGAGAUCAGCUUGAGGUUCCCGCCUUCGUCACAGAAUACGAUAUGACGUUGUCAAAUCUAAUGUCAAAAAAAGUUUGUAUCAACAACUACUAA
Messenger RNA from Danaus chrysippus (African queen), 624 nucleotides. The record is from the annotation of a GenBank genome assembly. NCBI's taxonomy places the organism in Eukaryota, Metazoa, Arthropoda, Insecta, Lepidoptera, Nymphalidae.